AUGCCUAUAAUCGCCCAUCAUUUACCCCACCAGAUUCGUAUUUCAGCGGUAAUUGUUCCAAAACCAAUAAAAGGUCUAGAAUUGGGGAAAAAAGAGGAAAAACUUGGUAUACGGGGUUCCUCCACUUGCUUAUUAAUGUUCGAUGAAUGCCAAAUCCCCAGAGAAAAUUUACUUGGUGAAUUAGGAUUCGGCUUUAAGAUCGCAAUGAUGACUUUAGAUGCUGGGCGAAUAGGUAUUGCCAGUCAAGCGUUGGGAAUUGCUCAGGCAUCACUAGAAUGCGCCGUCGAGUAUGCAUCAAAACGUCUAGCGUUUGGAAAGUCUAUUUUAAAAUUACAAACAAUCCAAAAUAAACUGGCAGAUAUGGCUGUACAAUUAGAAUCAGCAAGAUUAUUAACGUGGAAAGCUGCAUGGUUAAAAGACAAUAAUAAACCCUACACCAAAGAAGCCGCUAUGGCCAAACUUGCUGCCAGCGAAGCAGCUACUUUUUUGAGUCAUCAAUGUAUACAGAUAUUAGGAGGAAUGGGAUAUGUGUCAGAUAUGCCAGCAGAACGUCAUUACAGAGAUGCGAGGAUAACAGAAAUAUACGAAGGUACUUCCGAAAUUCAAAGACUGGUUAUUGCAAAUAGCAUUAUAAAAGAAAUGACAAAUUAAUUACACCUACAUGUAUAUCUUUCUUGAAAAAAAAUUUAGUAUUAUAUAGCGCAUAUGUAUCUAAAAUAAGAUCGAAUAUGUUGUAAGAGAUCGUUCAAGUAUUACAAAAGCAUAUUUUUAUUGAUUUUCAAUAUCCGGUGCCAUUUCGCGUGUUCUACUUUGGGGGUUGUCUUCUACAAAGUCUAGAAAUAAAUUGAAACGUUGGUGUAAUUCGAUUGCUUGAGUAAGUCUCUUGCUCGGUUUCCAUCCUCCUCUAUUCCCUCCUAAAUGGCCCCUUAUAUCGGCAAUUUCCGAUAAUAUAACAAUAACAAAUUGACCGUGAAAAGAGGGAUCAUAUUGUUCCAAUACGUUUUUCUCGAAAACGGUGAACUGUCGAACGUACAAACAUUUACUUAAUUUCUUGUUUUGUAGAGUCGUAUUACUUUCUGUAAGUUCCGCAUUUUUUUCAGUUGAUGAGGUAGGUUUGAAGAACCAGUUUAUAAAGUUACUUUUAUGAUGAUUGUGGUGAUAGUAGUGUCCAAGAAAAUGCAAUUAUUAUUCUGAAUUUCGUAUGUAAAUUGAAGUUACUGAUGGUUACUAUUGAAAACAUUCAAAAUAUCCUCAAUUGACUUGGAUGGUGCACAUAGGAUUGUAUCAUCAUCAUACCCAUAAUAGAACAAAGGAGUGCAAUUGAACUUAGUAUUUAAUGCUUAUAAGAAUUAAUUCUCUAAAUCACUCGUCACAUCAGCAUAUAAAGGGGAUGUAGGUGAGCCUAUUGAUGUACCCUAAGUUUUUUUAUAAAAAUGUAGAGAAUGUAUCAUUGGAAAGGAAUUUAGUGAUGUGUAUAAUGUCAUUAAACAGUAAUUUCUAAUUUUGGAUGAUAUUACAGGACCUUCUAUUCAAACCUUCCAAAAUAAGUUUAAUGGAAUUAGUAAAUGACGUAACAACCAGAGACAUAAGGCAAAAAAUCAAAACAUGUUUCUCAUUUAAAGUUAUUAAUUACUUUGUACUUUUUAUCUGUCUGUUCCCCUCCGCUCUUAUUCUGUCAGUAAAAAUAAAAAAAAAAUUGAACUCUUCCAUCCCUACGCCUGCUUAUGUAAUACUUGAAUGCCCCAUAAAGCAAUUUAUUUUUGUACCUAAUAAAUAUACCACCCCGCUAGGCUCGAAUUAUGACUUAUAACUAGGUACAUAUAAAUAUAUUCUUGUAACUUGUAUAUAUAUUCUAGAAACAUCGCAAAACCACUUUUUUAACAUUUUAUUGUGCCUUAAGAAUGUACUAUAAAACGACCUCCAGCGCUCAAGUUAGUAUUGUACAAUUUGAACAAGAAGUUUUGCACGAAACCUCUAGAAUGUUACAUCAAAUUACUUUGUAAUCAUGUUAAAUUAUAUUUUAAUCAUGCUAAUUAAGAUUAAAUCAUAACUGAUACUAAGAAAAAUGCGGCAAAGUUUACCUUUUUGCAUUUAUAUUUGCAUGUUUAGGUACUCAUACUUUGUUACUUUUGUACAACUAACUACAGCAUAUGAGAAAUAUAUUGUGUAAAUAGGUCUAAUUGUAAAAAGGUGAAACAUUUAUUUAAUAAAAUUGCCACCCUUAGGGAUAACGUUUACAUAGAAACAUUAUGUUAAGGAAAGAUAAAAGUGGAGCAAAUGCUAAUAAAUAUUGAUUUUUGAACCCUUAA
This is a messenger RNA of Agrilus planipennis (emerald ash borer), 2309 nucleotides long. RefSeq names its product short-chain specific acyl-CoA dehydrogenase, mitochondrial-like. Lineage: Eukaryota; Metazoa; Arthropoda; Insecta; Coleoptera; Buprestidae. Gene Ontology annotation, cellular component: mitochondrion. Bases 1 to 651 code for a protein of 216 amino acids. Gene Ontology annotation, biological process: fatty acid beta-oxidation using acyl-CoA dehydrogenase; butyrate catabolic process. The record is from RefSeq and is a predicted model, not a curated record. The transcript is spliced from 4 exons.